This is a messenger RNA of Porites evermanni, 5389 nucleotides long. NCBI's taxonomy places the organism in Eukaryota, Metazoa, Cnidaria, Anthozoa, Scleractinia, Poritidae. The record is from the annotation of a GenBank genome assembly.
AAGAGAAAAUGGCGCUGAGCGGGCGCUUGGAAGUGUUGUUACGGGUGCCAUUUCUUGUCCUUUUGGAGUGGCUUUUGUGCUUGGAUAUAAAACAGUACAGUGAUUUAGUUCCUUAUGGAAGAAUUUUUCAGCUAACUGGUGAGUUAGAUGUAAUUUAUGUUUGUCGCGGUGGUGAUUCUGCUGAUCACACUUCGCUGUUGUACAUACUGAGUGAGAAAAAGAUCGAUUCGUUGAUUUCGACAUGGAAUUUUAAUUAAGCUUAUUGUUUAGUAAUGUGUCUUAAAUACGUAACCUUUUUCAAGAAAUGUUUGUCUUAAAUUAAGGGCUAUUCUCACUGUGAACGAAGCAAAAGGUAAACAAUGUCACUGAUUUAAAGCUUCCUCGAUUGCCUUGAUAACUUACUGUUUUAGCUUAAUUUAAGCUGAUCUUUUAAUGCAGGUCUCCCUAUUUUGAAUACCCCCACCACCACCACCACCACGUCGGGGGGAUAUGCACCCUUGGGGAAUUGUGAUUUGUGUAUUGUUUGAUGUCUCUAUUGCCAGUGAAACAAAAUAAUUAUCAAGGCAUUGUCCAAAUAUCCUCACCUUUGAUGAGAGUAGAUGUUGUGAAUGUUUUAAACUCUGUCAUGCAUGCGCAUGGAUUUUGUUACUUGUUGAGGAGAAAUUGUCACAAAACCAUCACAGCAUUUCUUGAAAUGCUUUAGUAGUUUGAGCAACUCUCUCAAAUUUGGUAUACUCACGCAUGUGUAGUGUAACUUUGUUGGAUCAUGUUUACUGUAGGUAGCCUCAACUGAAAUGUUGGUUGAUAUAUUGGUCAAUAAUCGGUUGAUCGUCAACCUGGGUUGAUAGUCGGUCGACAGUUGGUCGAAAGUCGGUUGACAGUUGGUCAAAAGUCGUUUGACAGUCGUUUGACAGUCGGUCAACAUACUGGUCUAGAUAUAUGUCGGCCAAUAUAAUUAUCUUUUAGCUCACCAAUACCCUGCCGACACUUUGCCAUAACUUCACCGAUAAUUCACCGAGUAUCAGUCGACUAUCAGUUGAUAUAUAGGUCGAUAGUCGGUUUAUACUUGUCCGAGUUAUCACUCAACAUCGGUUAAUAGUCAUAAGAUGGUCAAUCAAUCUAUUGGUCGAGCUGAUAAUCAUUCAACAUAUGGGUCGAGUUGUUUGUCGGUCUUUAUAGUUUUCAUUCUGUUGCCAAUAGCACUAAAGAAAAUGAAAGUAGAAAAAAAAAACGGAAAUAUUGAACAAUUUGGAACCCUCCAAGUUCAAUUUUUCCUUUGGUGGCCAUUUGGUGACCAACUCUUUUGGUUUAGUUGCCAAAGGAUUCUUUUAGGCACCAAGUACGUAUUAAUAAUUAGAGUUUUAAUAAUUGGUUAACAAUUAGUUUGGGCUUAAAAAUGGAUGAGCUUGGGUGCGAAGAAUUGCAAGCAAGCAACUGCAUAUAUAAGUCAUGAGGUGCCCCUGCUAUAGGCAGCGGGCCACCCCUAGUAUAGCUGGGGAGACUGCAGACCAGCAUUGCUUCGAGGUUAACUUUGCCUAAUUACAUUUGGCCACAAAAAACGACAAACAAAAAUACCGCUUGGGGGAUCGCAAUAAAUACCUUUUGCUUUAUUUUUGGUUAAAACAUUUAAGACAAUAUUGUUUUUUAUGAAGUUUAGAUUCAUCUGGUGAUAAUGUUGUGCUGGUGUGCAAUGGUCGCUUUUUAGUAUUUAAAAAAUGAUUCAACAUUUCAUGUUACACAAAUUUAUUUUAAAAUUUUUCUUGCCGACUUUAACUUUCUGCUUUUCCAUUUAUUUUAACCCCCAAAAUAUAUAUUUAUUUGCAUUGUAAUAGUCUUUCCAGUUUAGCCACACAUGCAGUUUCCGAGGGAAAGUUAUGAAAAUCAAAUCGACUGCGUGCCAAUUGCCAUGCAUUACGCAGUUAAGAAAAUGUUACGUGCUAGAUAACCUACUUGAGCUCAGUGGAGCAGAACAAUAUUUUAGUAGAAACCUUAGCGAAGCAAGCAUUUGUUUGAGUGAAUAUCGACAGCAUCUUCUAAUCUUCUCUCUCUGGGAUAUCACAGAGGACCUUAUCAUUUCAGUACAAUUAAGACAAUUGAUUAUCUUUUUCGUUUCCUCAAGUAUCAGUUUUCUGUGGUCACCAACUUGGCGACUAUUUUCCGGAUCAAGUUGGUAAUACUAAAAUUUUAGUCGCCAUGGCGCCUAAAGUGGUCACAGCUUGGAGAGAUGAUUUGUUCAAAAAACAACAGUUGAGUUUGUUUUUGACGGAGAUGUAAGGGAAAAGGAAACCCUUAAGUGGCCUUAAGUAACAGAGUUAUUUAACCCAUUGCCACGUGGUGAUUAUUGAAAAGCUGCGCACUUUUUGGACAAUUUCUGGUCAGUUAUGAGUCAAAAUUACUCAAAAUGAAACAUGAGAGCAUGCCUUUAUUUGCACCAGCAUCCUGUUUUAUGACUUUUUACGCACGGGCGUACAGAAAAGUUGAACCCAACCUCUUAAGACUUUUCCCAUUUUUUUCGCUGUUCUUGUCUUCAGCUGCUGUUGUUAACUUUCCAUUGGGCUCUCUUUCAGUUCAAGAAUUUUUGAGAAAGCAUUAUCCAAAUGGGAAAUUCUUACCAAGGGAUAAGAGAACAUGUAGACACAUGACUCAAAUGCGAAAAAUUUGCUGUAAUAGUUCAUGCUAUUGAAAAGAAAGGAGGAAAAAAUUCAUUACUUUAUGGCACUGAGCUGUAAUUGAAUGUAAUAUAUAGAGGAUAUUACACGGUGGCGCGAAGAUAUGAAUUUUAUUUUCAUGUGCAAAAUUCAUAUCUUCAAGCCGACAGGUAAUGUUCUUUUUAUUAUAUAGACAAAAAGACAUCGAUAAAAUAAUAGAGGGAAAAGACCGAAAUUACGUCAUCGAUAAUCUCAUGUGUGAGAUUAUGGAAAAUAAAGCACUCGGGUCCCGGAUGUAGUUUUUAUGAAUUUUACGAGUGGUAUAUCUUCCAGUAAAACACUGGUGUCUAUAUAAUAAAAAUAAUUACAGCACAUUUUGAAAUUUCCGUCUCCACAUUUUCAUUACCAUUGUUUACAGGUCUUGAUUUCAUAACAACCACCACGUGUUGACAUAUUUUCCUAUUUUGGCAAGCUCAUGAUCCGCCUGUGUAUCUGCUGACGACCUCGUCAAUGACUGCUUUGAAAGUUGUCAGAGCAUCUGCCAGAUUUUAUUUAGGAGAAUGUAUUGGCAUUUAGUUGUUUGUUUUCCCUCUACUGUGAGAUCACUAUAUUAAGUAUCAUAAUUUGCAAGAUUUGCUAAGAAGAACGUAUUGAUCUAUACUGGCUUAUACAGGUGACAUCACCUCCCCUUAUAUUCCAAACAACGUAUAAAAUAGGCUAUGUUCUGUUUUGUUCUUUUGGUGAUCUGAUCUGCUCUAAGAGAUCUGUGGAUUUAUUCAUUGUUCAAAUAACCUUUAGGCCUUGUAUUUUCUUGGCCAAGGGAAUUGUACUCAAAUUUAAUUUAUGUUGCAAAAUAUAUAUUUUUUAAUUUUAAGUAUUUUAAGAAUAUUAUUUUGCAUUUCAGGAAUUGUUAUUUGUCUGGCACUAUUCCUCGUGGGCCGAGAUGAGCUGAUCAGUUUCUACAGUCAUGCUUUGUUCAUUACUGUUGUGACAUUUACUUUGUACCUGAAUGCUUACAAUAGCUACAAUCUAUAUGCUGUCCUGGAAGAGCAAGGAAUAUCAAGUCUUGCUGAUCAUGGUGCAAUGUCAUUACUACUUGUAAUCAUGGCAGCUUGGGUUGUUUAUGUCAUAUCGCUGGUGCUUUAUUCCAGGGUAUAUCACUCCAUCAAGCCAGUGCUUUUUUCGUUAACAACUUUUCCUCUAAUGUUGCGUUACAUGUCACCAUCAAACCAGUUGGAAGAUCCUCCAUUAUGGCUCUGCUGUUGUUUUGGCUAUUCAUUUUACGCUAGUCUUAUGUGUAUUUACCAGUGUGUUUAUGACAUUACUUGCCAUAUUUUUACUUCAGUGCAAAUUAUUAAGUGGAUGUACCGCAUGUAUGGCCUGACAGUCACUGCUGUGUUCCACUGGCGCAGGGUACAGAUACCAACCUGCAUGAUUCAUUUAUGGACGUGGUUAUUCCUGUACCACAGUACAAAUUUUUUACUUUUCUCUAGUGAAUCUGUAACAACUUUGCAGGCAUUUAACUUAACAAUGGCAUUGACUUGCAACUCUGUAUUAUCUAUGACAUCUUGUUGUUUUGUGAUUUAUAAGCUGUCUGGGUAUAUUUUGAAUCUAGUAAAGCGUUACCAUCAAGAGGAUAACAUAGCCCCCCCUACUGAUCCAUACAGCUCUCCAGAAGGCCUUAGAGAAGGAUUCGGCUUCUUUUUUCUUGGACUAUACACUGGUCUUUCAAGUUCAACCAUAAGUAGAAAACUGGUGCUUCUGGAGCUAAUAUUUUACCUCAUCGUGUCGGCAUUGGUGAGGUCUAUGUUUGAAAUAGCUGAGCCCAUUCUUUUGGGUCUUGCGUCGCAGCCAAGUAUCUCCUACCGCAAGCAUUGCAGGAUAUUAUCAUUCUGUAUUUUUCUGCUUGGUUCAUCUAUUUAUCUGGCAAUCAACUUGUACUCAUUGAAAGAGAAAAUACCUUUUAUUACUCCUAAUGUUAUCACCAUUGCUCAGAUUAUUGCUGCUUUAAUUUUGUACUUCUUGUAUGUUUAUGAAUCGCACCAAAGUCAAAUAUGGGAAGCACUUGAUGACUACGUCUACUUUAUCAAUGGCUCAUGCAAAGUGUUUGAAUUUGUGGUCAUUUCAGCUGUUUUGUUCUAUCGAGUCUGUGACUUUAGUCUGGAGUGGACUCUGUUCCAGAUGGUCAUGGCAGUGCUUCAUCUUUACUUUAAUAUUUGGACACCUGCCAAAGAAGGCUGGAUGAGCCUUAAACAGCGACAUCAGGUGAAUCAAAGAUUAAAUUCCUUGCCCUCAGCAACCGAAAAGGAAAUUGAUGAACUAGAGGAUGUCUGUUCAAUCUGCUUAGAAGAGUUGAAGGCUGCUAAAGUUACUCCAUGCAAACAUUAUUUUCACAGCUUAUGCCUUCGUAAAUGGUUGAAUGUACAGAACAAAUGUCCCAUGUGUCAUACUGCGCUAUUGUCAUUGUAAAUACAAUGACUAAGAUGCUGAAAAUAUGGGAUAUUUAGUUAAUUAGAAUCAACUGUUGCUCAACAACAGGUGCAUAGAUAACCGUUAUUCACCGAAGUGGAGGUGGCUAGUUAGAAUUAUCUGUUAUGGAAGUUUUCAUAAUACAUUUUAGUAAAAUCCAACUAGUGGUCUAUUAUCAAUGCUGCGUUCUGAUUGGCUGAGCUACUACUAGGCUAUAUGUUAUAGCCCACUAGUAGCAAAAAGCGUGGGCUUUUUGGCGACAAAAAAGGAUU